Messenger RNA from Bubalus bubalis (water buffalo), 3920 nucleotides. It is a transcript of the gene SCUBE1, whose product is annotated as signal peptide, CUB domain and EGF like domain containing 1. The record is from RefSeq and is a predicted model, not a curated record. Gene Ontology annotation, biological process: signal transduction. Gene Ontology annotation, cellular component: cell surface. Gene Ontology annotation, molecular function: calcium ion binding. Lineage: Eukaryota; Metazoa; Chordata; Mammalia; Artiodactyla; Bovidae. The coding region runs from base 113 to 3172 and encodes 1019 amino acids. The transcript has 23 exons.
GAGCGCUGGCCUCGGAGCCUGCAGCUGGGAGCGCUCGGCGAGCGGCCGGUCGGUGGGGGUCCCCGCGCCCCGCACGCCCCGCACGCCCGGCCCGGCCCGGCCCGCAGUGAGCAUGGGCGCGGCAGCCGUGCGCUGGCACUUGUGUGUGCUGCUCGCCCUGGGCGCGCGCGGGCGGCUGGCGGGGGGCAGCGGGCUCCCAGCAGGGGCCGUCGACGUGGACGAGUGCUCGGAGGGCACGGACGACUGCCACAUUGAUGCCAUCUGCCAGAACACGCCCAAGUCCUACAAAUGCCUCUGCAAGCCAGGCUACAAGGGGGAAGGCCGGCAGUGUGAAGACAUCGACGAGUGUGAGAAUGACCACUACAACGGGGGCUGCGUCCACGAGUGCAUCAACAUCCCGGGGAACUACAGAUGCACCUGCUUUGACGGCUUCAUGCUGGCACAUGACGGACACAACUGCCUGGAUGUGGACGAGUGUCAGGACAACAACGGAGGCUGCCAGCAGGUCUGCGUCAACGCCAUGGGCAGCUACGAGUGCCAGUGCCUCAGCGGCUUUUUCCUCAGUGACAACCAGCACACCUGCAUCCACCGCUCCAGCGAGGGUAUGAACUGCAUGAACAAAGACCAUGGCUGUGCCCACAUCUGCCGGGAGACGCCCAAAGGUGGGGUGGCCUGCGACUGCAGGCCCGGCUUUGACCUUGCCCAAAACCAGAAGGACUGCACACUAACCUGUAACUAUGGGAACGGAGGCUGCCAGCACAGCUGUGAGGACACGGACACGGGCCCCACGUGCGGCUGCCACCAGAAGUACGCCCUGCACUCAGACGGCCGGACGUGCAUCGAAAAGGAUGAGGCUGCAAUUGAGCGCUCUCAGUUCAAUGCCACGUCAGUAGCUGAUGUGGACAAGCGGGUGAAACGGCGGCUCCUCAUGGAGACGUGUGCGGUGAACAACGGAGGCUGCGACCGGACGUGUAAGGACACAGCCACCGGCGUGCGCUGCAGCUGCCCCGUGGGGUUCACGCUGCAGCCGGACGGGAAGACGUGCAAAGACAUCAACGAGUGCCUGGUCAACAACGGAGGCUGCGACCACUUCUGCCGGAACACCGUGGGCAGCUUCGAGUGCGGCUGUCGGAAGGGCUACAAGCUGCUGACCGACGAGCGGACGUGCCAAGACAUCGACGAGUGCUCCUUCGAGCGGACCUGCGACCACACCUGCAUCAACUCCCCGGGCAGCUUCCAGUGUCUCUGCCACAGCGGCUACACACUCUACGGGACCACCCACUGCGGAGAUGUGGACGAGUGCAGCAUGAACAACGGCAGCUGCGACCAGGGCUGUGUCAACACCAAGGGCGGCUACGAAUGCGUCUGCCCCCCGGGGAGGCGCCUGCACUGGAACCGCAAGGACUGCGUGGAGACGGGCAGGUGCCUCUCCCGGGCCAAGGCCUCACCCCCGGCCCAGCUGUCCUGCAGCAAGGCGGGCGGUGUGGAGAGCUGCUCCCUUGCCUGCCCCGGCCACACACUCUUCACACCAGACUCAGACAACAGCUACAGCCUGAGCUGCGGUGUUCCCAGCCUGCAGGGCAAGGCGCUCCAGAAACGCAACGGCACAAGCUCCAGCGCGGGGCCCAGCUGCUCAGGUGCCCCUGCCACCCUCAUCAGGCAGAAGGCACGCUUCAAGAUCCGAGAUGCCAAGUGCCACCUCCGGCCCCGAAGCCAGGAGCCAGCCAAGGAGGCCCCGAGGCAGCUGCUGCUGGAAAACUGCCACAUGACCUUUGUGACCCUCAAGUGUGACUCCUCCAAGAAGAGGCGCCGUGGCCGGAAGUCUCCAUCCAAGGAGGUGACCCACAUCACGGCCGAGUUCGAGGUGGAGACAAAGGUGGAAGAGGCCUCAGACACCUGCGAGGCCGACUGCGUGCGGAGGCGAGCGGAGCAGAGCCUGCAGGCCGCCAUCAAGACCCUGCGGAAGUCCCUGAGCCGGCAGCACUUCUCCGUGCAGGUCGCGGGCACCGAGUACGAGCUGGCCCAGCGGCCGGCCAAGGCGCUAGAGGGCCCGGGGACGUGCGGCCCCGGCCACACGCCGCAGGACAGCAGAUGCGUGGCCUGUGGGCCUGGCACCUACUUCAGCGGGGAGCCCGGCCAGUGUGUGCCGUGCCCGUCGGGGACCUACCAGGACCGGGUUGGCCAGCUCAGCUGCACACCGUGCCCCAGCAGCGACGGGCUUGGCCUGGCUGGUGCCCGCAACGUAUCCGAGUGCGGAGGCCAGUGCUCUCCAGGGUCCUUCUCCACCGACGGCUUCAGGCCCUGCCAGGCCUGCCCCGUGGGCACCUACCAGCCUGAACCUGGGCGCACGGGCUGCUUCCCCUGCGGAGGGGGCCUGCUCACCAAGCACGAGGGCUCCGCCUCCUUCCAAGACUGUGAGGCCAAAGUGCACUGCUCUCCCGGCCACCACUACACCACCACCACCCACCGCUGCAUCCGCUGCCCCGUCGGCACCUACCAGCCCGAGUUCGGCCAGAACCACUGCAUCACCUGUCCGGGCAACACCAGCACGGACUUCGACGGCUCCACCAACGUCACACACUGCAAAAACCAGCACUGUGGCGGCGAGCUCGGCGACUACACGGGCUACAUCGAGUCCCCCAACUACCCCGGUGACUACCCGGCCAAUGCCGAGUGCGUGUGGCACAUCUCGCCGCCCCCCAAGCGCAGGAUCCUCGUCGUGGUCCCCGAGAUCUUCCUGCCCAUCGAGGACGAGUGUGGGGACGUCCUGGUCAUGAGGAAGAGCGCCUCACCCACAUCCAUCACCACCUAUGAGACCUGCCAGACCUACGAGAGGCCCAUCGCCUUCACCUCCCGUUCCCGGAAGCUCUGGAUCCAGUUCAAAUCCAAUGAAGGCAACAGCGGCAAAGGGUUCCAAGUGCCCUACGUCACCUACGACGAGGACUACCAGCAGCUGAUCGAAGACAUCGUCCGCGACGGACGGCUCUAUGCCUCAGAGAAUCACCAGGAAAUUUUGAAAGACAAGAAGCUGAUCAAGGCCCUCUUUGACGUGCUGGCGCACCCCCAGAACUACUUCAAGUACACGGCCCAAGAGUCCAAGGAGAUGUUUCCUCGCUCCUUCAUCAAACUGCUGCGCUCUAAGGUGUCCCGGUUCCUGCGGCCCUACAAGUAACGCGGGGACGGCGGCCCUGCUUGGGUGCCGGCUGCCCGGGGAGGGGAGAGCCCUUCCACAGUCGAAGCUGAAGGCGGAUCCGCAGGCACCCCCACACGGGCUUGGGAACCGCCGUGGCGCCUGCCCUUUGGGAAUUGCCGACCAGCCCGUGGAUGGCAAGACCAAGUCCAGGCCGAGACCCCAGCCCAGCUGCCCUCCUCCGACCCCGCCCCGGUGGGAGAACGUUGCUCAAGGCAGCCUUUCUGGCUCCCUCCCUUGUUCUGCCUGUUCCCUUCCAGAACACUGAGGGCGCCUGCUGCUCCCAGGCCGGCCCCAGCGGAUGCCCACCGGGCAGGGACCUCAGCCACCAGCUGGGCAGGUCCCGGGCAGAGCGGGCCUCUGGAGAGCACGCGUGCCCUUUGCCUGGUGCUCUGGGGGAGAGAGCGGCCGUGGCUGCUGUGUCUCAGGGAGGCGGUCAGAGGCAGAAUCUGGGACGGGAGGCCAGGCCGUGGAAGGAAGGGUGCGUGAAGGCUCGGCUGGGGGCUCCGAUGAGCCGGGCUCGUGCCUGCGGAGCGUCACACCCGCAGGUGCCUCUGGGUCCCGGGGCCCAGGCCCCGGGCGAGGGUGUUGUCGGGGUCUCAGGACUCCCUGAUGGGACUGAAGAGGGGAGCUGGGAGGGGAGAGUGUAGAUGUGUGCUGCCCCAGGACAGAGCAUCUAACUGAGGACUGUGUCCAUGUAAAUAUAAAUACAAAGAUAUAUAUACUUCUA